AUGGCGUCCACCGCGGCAGGGAAGCAGCGGAUCCCCGAGGUGGCGAAGGAUGACGGCAUGAAACACAAGAUCCUGAUUGUCCUUUCAAUUCUUUGGAUUCUGAAAAGACACAGGGAGCAUAAAAGUGAAGAACGAAGCUCCUGCCGAGGUGCAGAUCACCGCCGAGCAGCUGCUGAGAGAAGCCAAGGAGAGGGAGCUGGAACUUCUGCCGCCCAAGCAGGAGAUUACCGUCAAGGAGGAGCUCAACGACUCCAAGCUGAGGAAGAGGAAGAUGACGUUGUCCUGUUGGCUUCAUCGGACCGGGACCUUCAGCAUGUGCUGGGGCGGUUUGAGACCGAGUGCGACGCAUCAGGGAUGAGAAUCGGCACCUCCAAGACCGAGGCCAUGGUUCUCCAUCGGGAAAGGGUGGCGUGGAGAAGUCCUGCCAUCAGGUGGAGGAGUUCAAGUAUCUCGGGGUCGGUGUCCCGGACCGUCGUGGUGAAGAAGGAGCUGAGUCGAAAGAAUCAUAAAGGAAGACCCAAAAGACACUGCUGUGAUGAUUGCGAGCAAGUCUUCACCACUUCAUCAAACCUAAAGAUCCAUAAGAAAACUCACACUGGUGAUAAACCAUACAGCUGUGAUCAGUGUGGUGCGGCUUUUACCCGACGAGAUCAUCUAAAGAAUCACCAACGUAUUCACACGGGAGACAAGCCUUACAGAUGCGAUCAUUGUGGAAAGGCUUUUACCGAGCAAUGUCAUUUGACGAGACAUCAACGUAUUCACACUGGAGACAAGCCCUACAGGUGUGAUCAGUGUGGAGCGGCUUUUGCCGGGCAAGGUACUCUAAUGAGACAUCAACGUAUUCACACUGGAAACAAGCCUUACAGGUGUGAUCAGUGUGGAGCGGCUUUUGCCGAGCAAGGUACUCUAAUGAGACAUCAACAUAUUCACACUGGAAACAAGCCUUACAGGUGUGAUCAGUGUGGUGCGGCUUUUGCCCGACAAUAUCCUCUAAAGACUCACCAACGUAUUCACACUGGAGACAAGCCUUACAGGUGUGAUCAGUGUGGUGCGGCUUUUACCCGACAAUAUACUCUAAAGAAUCACCAUCGUAUUCACACCGGAGACGAGCCUUACAGAUGUGAUCAGUGUGGAGCGGCUUUUGCCCAACAAGGUUCUCUAAAGAGACAUCAACGUAUUCCUCAUCUGGACCAGGAGAGAGAGAGAGACGCUCUUUAUCAGGAUCCCCUGCUGAGCGUAACUACUCUUUGUUUCAUCAAGAAACACUGACCGGCCGG
Cololabis saira (Pacific saury) is the source of this 1277-nucleotide messenger RNA. RefSeq names its product zinc finger protein 664-like. Gene Ontology annotation, biological process: regulation of transcription by RNA polymerase II. Lineage: Eukaryota; Metazoa; Chordata; Actinopteri; Beloniformes; Belonidae. Gene Ontology annotation, cellular component: nucleus. The transcript is spliced from 5 exons. The coding region runs from base 1 to 1269 and encodes 422 amino acids. Gene Ontology annotation, molecular function: RNA polymerase II cis-regulatory region sequence-specific DNA binding; DNA-binding transcription factor activity, RNA polymerase II-specific. The record is from RefSeq and is a predicted model, not a curated record.